AUGGGACGUCGAUCCUCAGACACCGAAGAAGACAGCAGAAGUAAGAGAAAGAAGAAACACCGGAGAAGGUCAUCUUCAAGCAGCUCUUCAGACAGUAGAACAUACAGCCGAAAGAAGGGCGGGAGAAAGUCUAGGUCAAGGUCAAGGUCUUGGUCCAGAGAUCUUCAGCUUCGUUCGCAUUCUUAUGACAGAAGACGCAGGCAUCGAUCAAGCAGUAGCUCCUCUUAUGGCUCCAGAAGAAAACGAAGUCGAAGUCGUUCACGGGGUCGUGGGAAAUCCUAUAGAGUGCAGCGGUCUAGGUCAAAAAGCAGAACUCGAAGGGAAUCUGGAAACAUCAAAACUGGAUUAGAACAUCUGCCACCAGCUGAACAGGCCAAAGCUAGACUACAACUGGUUCUUGAAGCUGCUGCAAAAGCGGAUGAAGCAUUGAAAGCCAAAGAGAGAAAUGAGGAAGAAGCUAGAAGAAGAAAGGAGGAAGAUCAAGCCACCCUGGUAGAACAAGUGAAAAGAGUAAAAGAAAUUGAAGCUAUUGAAAGUGAUUCUUUUGUUCAGCAGACAUUCAGAUCAAGUAAAGAAGUCAGAAAGUCAGUAGAGCCGAGUGACGUGAAGAACACGGCGGCAGCAUCGGCACCAGUGUCAGCAGCUGCUGACCCACCCAGUGCUGAGAAGGAAAUCGACCCUAGCAACAUCCCUACGGCUAUCAAGUACCAGGAUGACAAUUCUCUGGCCCACCCAAAUUUAUUUAUCGAGAAAGCAGAGGCUGAUGAAAAGUGGUUCAAGAGAUUAAUUGCUCUCCGACAAGAAAGGCUGAUGGGCAGUCCUGUGGCCUGA
Messenger RNA from Elephantulus edwardii (Cape elephant shrew), 831 nucleotides. RefSeq names its product serine/Arginine-related protein 53-like. Gene Ontology annotation, cellular component: nucleus; cytoplasm. The coding region runs from base 1 to 831 and encodes 276 amino acids. The record is from RefSeq and is a predicted model, not a curated record. Gene Ontology annotation, biological process: alternative mRNA splicing, via spliceosome. The transcript has 8 exons. Lineage: Eukaryota; Metazoa; Chordata; Mammalia; Macroscelidea; Macroscelididae.